GUGAGUUGUUGAUCCAAAAUGGCGACGCUUGUGAUCCCUAAAGAGUACGGCUAUGUCGUUCUUACUGGAGUUUCGUCGGCUUUCUUGAUAACUUACUUAGCAAUGAAUGUCGGCAAAGCAAGGAAGAAGUUCAAAGUCGAGUACCCUAAGAUGUAUGACGACAAGGAAAUAGUGUUCAACUGCUAUCAAAGAGCUCACCAGAACACGCUUGAGAACUAUCCCCAGUACCUGAUGCUGUUGUUGAUUGGAGGACUCAAACAUCCAAUUGUGUGUUCAGUUGGUGGACUUGUUUGGAUUCUUGGCAGGAUUGCUUAUGCCCAUGGCUACUACACUGGAGAUCCAUCAAAGCGCAUGUAUGGAGGAUUUGGCUACCUUGGCUUGUUUGCCAUGCUUGGGUCAACAGCUCACUUCGCUUUGGAUCUUCUUGGUGURUUGUAAGCAAUCGCUGUAACACAACASACUCRRCKUUCAAGUWARUUUGUAUCCUCUGGCGUUAGUUUAAAUGUACCCAUGUUUGUAUAUGUAUACAGGUUUUUAGACUUUGUAAAUUGAAUUUAAACCUUGAAAAUAAUAAACCAUCUAUGUGAACUUAUGUUUUAAA
Molecule: messenger RNA, 601 nt
Organism: Exaiptasia diaphana
Lineage: Eukaryota; Metazoa; Cnidaria; Anthozoa; Actiniaria; Aiptasiidae
Product: microsomal glutathione S-transferase 3
Exons: 5
Coding region: 19-438 (139 amino acids)
Cellular component (GO): membrane; nuclear envelope; endoplasmic reticulum
Molecular function (GO): glutathione peroxidase activity; glutathione transferase activity
Source: RefSeq, a predicted model, not a curated record